AUGGCUCAGUAUAGUCAAGUCUACAACGUCGACGACCAUGACUCAAACGUCAACACAGGACGCACAGUCUACCAUUCUACCACAAAUCCUCAUCACCCGUCCGACUAUAGACCCUACAACGCUGAGAAGCAAGCACCGUUCCCAGCAGCCACAGAACUGAACCCCCAUGCAUUUAAUCAACAUCCCACGCAACAAUAUGCAGCGACGAACCCACAACCCCGAACAAUACAACGUCAGCCAUGGCAACGAAGAGUCGGCUAUCUUGGAUGGUGGAUCAUUGGACUGGGAACGAUCGUAAUGUUGGCCGCUAGUGCUUUUCUUGUCUUCAUCUGGUAUGGCGCUUCUCUUGCCAGAAGACAGCUUCCUCGACCCAAACUUUGGGAUAGCAUCGUCUUUGACGACAAUGCAGCACGAGUCGUAACUCUCUGUUCUGCUGCGAUUCGAGUAGCCAUGGACUUUCAAAUUGGACUCCUAGCUGCUUCAAUGGCAGCCAUCAUUCUCGAGACCACCGGUACGCGUCUUUCAGAUCUCGCUAGUCUGUCUUUGUCCAGAGCUUUUGUAGAUGGUGCAAGUCCAUGGGAUAUCUUUUUGAUUGCCCGCCACAGAACAUCUCGAAAAGCUGUGUCGAUCAAUUGGGUCCUCCCUCUUCUAUCAUUCGUCAUCGGGUCCGCCAUGACUCUUGCAUCCACCAUCAUGCUCUCAGACUUCAAAAUGUUCCAAAUCGCUGCCCCACGCACUACGAGAUCCAUAGCACUUGGGUUCGACCUACAGAAGGCUAUGGCAGACCCUGCCGGAACCUCCUUCUGGCAGUCCAAACCGCAGGCGCAUUGGCGAUUUGCCGAGACUCGUCUCAACGCGACCGAUCAUAACAGUGCACUGAAACACGUCUCUGAUACGGGCGACAUCUAUCAAGCUUCGCUUCCUUUUGAUACAAUGGAGGAUAGAGCGUCUCUGCAAUAUUAUGAGGGGCCUGCCAUUGUCACCAACAGCAGGACAGUAUGUGUCGCGCCAACCCUUACCAACGCUACCAUCGAAUAUCAAUACACAGGCAGUGAACUCACGGAGGGACUGUAUCUGCAUGCGGAAGUGGACACUCUAGCCAGUUGGGAUUCGGGUCCGAGAAUUAACGGCAGCCAAGUGGCACAAAUAACAUGUCGCCUUAACAAUUAUUGGGACGAGACCUCGGAUUCCUGGCCAUUGUCGAUAUGCAGCUUCCCAAACAUUGACACUAGUGCUGUCAAUAUGAGUCUGAAAGACCCGCUGUCUGGACGCCCUUACACAUUUCAGUCUGUCCUUCUCUUAAAUGCAAGUUCCAUCCUAAACCUUGCCACCGUCAUACCUUCCUGGACAGGAUCAACUGAGAACUGGGCUACUGUCGCUGCAAUAGACGACCUUCAAAUGGACAAGUUUGUCAUGGAUGGUCCUUGGACCGCUGCCUUUGCAGCCAAUGGGUCGGAAAUACUGCAAGCUACCGUUUGCUUCACUACUCCGACCAUGCCACUUCUAUACAACGUGACGAUGUCAGGGAAAGCAAUCUUAUCAGAGCCAAGGUCACAAGCAAAGUUGAACGAGUUGAAACAAAAGUCCGCGAACGGAACAAAGUACCUCGAACAGUUGGGCAUCGGCGGUCCUUCAUUAGACCUUAUGGCGCGAGGGAUUCUGGAUCUUAAGGUUCAUUCGGAUCCCCAGAGUCUGGCUACCCAGGACUUCGAAGUUGUGGAUGCCGCCAUCGGCAAUUUGAUUCGCAUGAGUCUUUUUGACUUCCAAAUCGCAGGUGGAUGGGCUUUCAAUAAUGACGCCGUAAUGGGCUAUCUGGCAUCGUGGUUGCUUUGGCCAGCCAACUCUGAACAUUCUUUCCUAGUGCAGAAGAUUCUUCAUGACACUGGUGAUCCAUCAAUCGCUGUUCAAGCCUUAUUUUCACGCUUCGCCCAAAUGAUCUUUCACGACAUGUUACCAUACUGGACAAGAAAGCAGUCCAUUAUUACGGUCAAUGUUAAGCGUGUUCUGGUUCCUUCUCAAUGGACGGGACUCAUAAUCGUCUUGUCACUUAUAGUAUCCCACAUGGCUCUUAUGCUCGUCACAGUUGGGUGGUUCCUUGCUUCAACGAAAUUAUCCAUUUUGGGCAACACCUGGCAGGCUGUGUCCCAGAUCGUGUCUCCCGAGACAAGUGCGGUCUUGCAGACUGUUUCGAGUAGGGGUAUGACAGACGACGAAGUACAGAAGUGGAUUACAACGACGGCUUUUGACGACCAUAUCCAUAGCUUAUCAACAUCGGUUGACAAUGGGGAACUGAAUGUGAGAAGACGAUGA
Fusarium venenatum is the source of this 2310-nucleotide messenger RNA. RefSeq lists its product as uncharacterized. The record is from RefSeq and is a predicted model, not a curated record. Lineage: Eukaryota; Fungi; Ascomycota; Sordariomycetes; Hypocreales; Nectriaceae.